AUGUCUGGCAUGGAGCAAGCAUCUGCGAGCUCUAAUCCUCCAUCCGAACCGCGGAGUAGAACCGCGGAGAAGAGAAACGCUUCCAAGCACGCGGCGCCUAGCCUAUCGAGAAAGCCCCAAUCUUUUGGAGGACGCGAUGGGCUCGGGGCCUACAUCACGAACCCAGAGAUUUAUCCUUCUAAUGUCGUGAUCUCUCAUAACGCAGAUUUCGUUGCUAUACAUGACAUGUUUCCAAAAUCCUCGCUCCAUUUGCUCCUCCUCCCUCGCGACCAGACCAAAACCCACCUCCACCCUUUCGAAGCCUUCGAAGACCCCGAAUUCCUUGCCAAAGUGAAGUUUGAGGCCCAAAAGCUUCGUUCUUACGCAGCUGCCGAGCUACGCCGCAAAUAUGGGAAAUACUCUGUCCAAGAACAGGAAAGGCAAAGCGCUCUCAACAUUGACCCCCCCGCCAGAUGA
Penicillium manginii is the source of this 456-nucleotide messenger RNA. RefSeq names its product DNA 5'-adenosine monophosphate hydrolase. Gene Ontology annotation, molecular function: catalytic activity. NCBI's taxonomy places the organism in Eukaryota, Fungi, Ascomycota, Eurotiomycetes, Eurotiales, Aspergillaceae. The record is from RefSeq and is a predicted model, not a curated record. The transcript is spliced from 2 exons. The coding region runs from base 1 to 456 and encodes 151 amino acids.